AUGGACAGUACAGAGGCGCGACAGUACCUGCAGGGUCUCCUCAACAAGGAUCUGCGCAUCCACACCACCGACGGUCGCAUGUUUCGCGGCACGUUCAUGUGCACUGAUCCGGAUACAAACAUUGUCAUCUCCAAGACGCAUGAGUAUCGACAACCCUCGGCAAGCCAGCGCGCAGCCGCAGCGCAGAACAGCUCGGGCAGCUCAGUGACGCUGGACAUGACGUCGCGGUUUCUGGGGCUCGUGGUCGUCCCGGGCGAGCACAUUGUCAAGAUGGAAGUAGAACAGUUUGCCAGCCAGAUGAGACACUCUACAGCGAUUGUGUGA
Emericellopsis cladophorae is the source of this 324-nucleotide messenger RNA. RefSeq lists its product as uncharacterized. The coding region runs from base 1 to 324 and encodes 107 amino acids. Gene Ontology annotation, cellular component: NatC complex. The transcript has 2 exons. NCBI's taxonomy places the organism in Eukaryota, Fungi, Ascomycota, Sordariomycetes, Hypocreales, Bionectriaceae. The record is from RefSeq and is a predicted model, not a curated record.